AUCUUUAUCAGUUUGCGCACACACUCACUCCUUCUCGUUUUCGACGCUUUCCGGACAUCCACUCAUUGAUUUCAAAGCAGGAAGAACCGUCACAAUGGCCCGCCGUCCCGCCCGUUGCUACCGCUACUGCAAGAACAAGCCCUACCCCAAGAGCAGGUUCAACCGUGGUGUACCCGAUGCCAAGAUCCGCAUCUUCGACCUCGGUCGCAAGAAGGCCAACGUAGACGACUUCCCUCUCUGCAUCCACUUGGUCUCCAACGAGUACGAGCAGCUGUCUUCCGAGGCUCUCGAAGCCGCCCGUAUUUGCGCCAACAAGUACAUGGUCAAGAGCGGAGGAAAGGAAUCUUUCCAUCUCCGUGUCCGUGUCCACCCCUACCACGUCGUCCGUAUCAACAAGAUGUUGUCGUGCGCUGGUGCUGAUAGAUUGCAAACGGGUAUGCGUGGUGCUUUCGGCAAGCCCAACGGUCUUGUCGCUCGUGUCAACAUUGGUCAGAUCCUCAUGUCCGUCAGGACUAGGGACUCUAACCGCGCUAUUGCUCUCGAGGCUCUGAGGCGUUGCCAGUACAAGUUCCCUGGUCGCCAGAAGAUCAUCGUCUCCAAGAACUGGGGUUUCACCCCUCUCAAGCGCGAGGAGUACAUCCAGCAGCGCCAGGAGGGCAAGGUCAAGAUCGACGGUGCCUACGUUCAGUUCCUCCGCAACAAGGGUAACCUUGCUGAGAACAUCCGCCGCUUCCCUACCGCUUUCGAGGCAUCUGCUUAGAUUUUGAGUUGAGCGAAAUGGGUUGCUGUGCAUGAUGAUCAUGGGUCCAAUGGAAAUUCGGUUACGGCGUGAUUUGUUUUCUUCAUCGGUUAUGGAUGAAGGCUGGAGGGAGAGCCUCUGCGGCAUGUAACUGUAGAGAACGACCAGGAACAGCCCGACAAUGACAAAUGAUACAACAAUGUCUGCUUCCCGUAUGGCAGUAUGAGGAGGAUGUGAUGGUACGAUGAAGAAUAGUCAAGUGCAUGCCAAGU
Molecule: messenger RNA, 1011 nt
Organism: Bipolaris maydis ATCC 48331
Lineage: Eukaryota; Fungi; Ascomycota; Dothideomycetes; Pleosporales; Pleosporaceae
Product: 60S ribosomal protein uL16
Biological process (GO): ribosomal large subunit assembly; translation
Cellular component (GO): cytosolic large ribosomal subunit; ribosome
Molecular function (GO): structural constituent of ribosome
Source: RefSeq, a predicted model, not a curated record